AUGCGACUGGGCAUCGGCCAUCUGCUGAUAUGGUUUUCACUGACAAUUAUCAAAUGCAAUGGAUACGACGAGUGGCUAUAUGAUUUUGAUGCAAUCAUCCAUUGGGAGCCCCCAACAGCGGAAGAGAUCGAUCAGUUAAUGUCAUCUUUGCCUCCCAUGACUGCCAGUUCUCCAAAUUACCCCGAAUCACAUUGCAGCUUCACCAGAGAAGAAGCUUAUCCACAAACGCAUUUGGAUAUUCCAUUUCUCAUUUCUGCUGAAUCGCAUGGAGGAUUCUCAAGCCCGCCUGUCUUUAGCAGCCCGUUAAUUACCACGGGCGGAGGGAAUCCGCAAAGCAGCGGUUCAGUCAAUCAGUGGUUAACCGCAUCAUGCGAUCCAGGUAUGGUUCCCUCGGGAAGCCAGCUACCGUCUGUCCCACAAUCCCCACUUCUGCCGGCGGAAGGAUCCUUGGACUUGAACCAGAGCGUUUACGGUCCAAAUAGAAAGCGGAAAUUUCACGAUCCGUUAUUAAAUGCCUUGGACGAGGCGCGUCUGAAGCCCCUGCCGCGUUCUUGGAGGCCUCACCGUCUAGCCAGAUCAACACGAAAGGUUUUGACGGCUUCUCAAGCGUCAGCUGGAACUCCUUUCACAGACUCUCACGGAACUACAAGCCUUCAAGCCAGUACCUCAAGCAUCGGUGCUUCCACUACUUCAAGUAUCAUCAAGCCGCCAAAGAAACGUAUUAUUUGGGCCCCGGAAAUCCUGGAUCAUCCCGACGAUUCAAAUCGUCAACUGAUCACGUGGUUUGCAUUCUCGGGCACCAAGAAAUGUGUCGCCGAAUUUCCGUCAAUCAUUCUGACUACCCAGGAAUCCUUCGGCAGUCAAUGUGUUGACAUGGCUAGGAAUGCAUCUCAGGCAUUGAGAAGAUUGGUUUUUGAUGAGAAUGCUUUCACUAGUCAUACACCCAACAAACGGAGAUUUCGCUCGAAUAUUAUUGAGCUGAUUGGCAAAAUUCCAACUCGAUUGGAUCCUGUUAAAGGAACUAAACUGUUGGUCAUGACUCCAGAUCAAAUUGUCAGACAUCAUACUCAUGUGAAUUGGCAUGAGCCAGAUGAUGAGGAUUUUGGAGAAGGGGACAAUGAGAUAUUGAAAAAUGAAGAAAUUGAACUGGUGAAAACUGAGCAACUUCGAGACACAAUAAUCAAUUUCCUUGUUUUUGUCGAGAUGAUUGACUCCAUUGUUCCUGACAAAAGAAAAGAGAAGGAAGGAUUUUCCGGGAUGGAUGGAUUAGAAGAAGCUUUCCUGGUCUUAGAGAACCUGUUCAAUCCAGAAAAACAAGACAGCAAUAGAUCACGAGAGUAUCUCUUGAACAAGUUGGUCCUGAAAUCCAAAGCACAGAGCAAGACUCCAGCAAUGUGGAAAUUGGUUGGGGCUUGGUUGCAAACUUUCAGACAAGAUUUUGUGGCUAAGAUCUUAGGAGAUAGGUUGAGCAUGGAUACUGUCAAGUCUUUCUUCAACACUAUAUUCUACUGCUCCAUUGAAAAUCUCAGCACUCAAAUUGUGCGCAAUGAAUAG
Puccinia triticina is the source of this 1554-nucleotide messenger RNA. RefSeq lists its product as uncharacterized. NCBI's taxonomy places the organism in Eukaryota, Fungi, Basidiomycota, Pucciniomycetes, Pucciniales, Pucciniaceae. Bases 1 to 1554 code for a protein of 517 amino acids. The transcript has 2 exons. The record is from RefSeq and is a predicted model, not a curated record.